CUUCCCGCGCGUCCCCGUGAGACGUCACAAACGCGCGCCGGAAGUGGCGUGCGGCUAAUCAGUGGCGCCUUCACCGGCCAGCGCCGGAAGGUGCUCUACGUCAUUGGCGUCCCGCCGGAAGCGGGUGUGUCGGGCCGCAGCGCGGUGCGGCGGAGGCUGAGCCCGGACCCCGCCAUGGCGGCUCCGCCCGCCCCGCCCCCCGCUGGGGGGGCCCCAGCCCCGGGACCCGGCCCCGCGGGGGGGCGCCGCGGCUGGGGGGGGCCCAAGAGUGGGGAGGAGCGACUGAAAGAGAUGGAGGCGGAGAUGGCGCUGUUUGAGCAGGAGGUGCUGGGGGCCCCUGUCUCCCUGCCCUCCGGGGCCCCGGUGGUGGAGGCCGUCCCAGUAGCUCUGACAGUGCCAGCUGUGCCCACGGUGCCCCCAGUCCCAGUGAUCCGGCCCAUCAUCGCCACCAACACCUACCAGCAGGUCCAGCAGAGCUUAGAAGCCCGAGCGGCUGCCGCAGCCACCGUCGUAGCCCCCAUCGUGGCCCCCCCGGUACCGUUCGUGGGACCAGUGAACUUCAGCGCUGGCGAGAGGUGCCGGAUCGACAGCCCCGAGAACCGAAGCCCCCUCUUCAUCCGCAGGGCAGCCGGUGCUCCCAGGCCCCUGGCGAUGCGUCCGCCUCACCACCCAGCCAUGGUGGGGCCCCCCAUGCCCGGUCCCCAGGGCCCACAGAUGAUGAUGGGACCCCCCAUGCAGAGGCCCCCUGGCCCGCUCAUGGGGCCCAUAGGGCCGAUGAGAACUGGCCCACCGGUGGGACCCGGGGUCCCCAUCGGCCCGAUCACUCCUCUGAUGUCGGUUCCCCGCCCCCCCGUCGUGGCAGCUCCGAAGAUAAACCCCAUGGUGAUCCAGGCAGCUCCCACAGUGUACUCCGCACCGCCAGUGAAAAAGCAGGAGGAGGAGCUGCGGGAGCAGCCCCCGCCAGUUGUGGUGGAAGAGAAGGAGCCGGGGGGGCUGGAGGAGGCUGUGAUUGGCCCCAGCAUGCCUGAGGUGGAGCCUGUGAUGCCAGAGGCCAGGGCGCUGCCUGCACUGCGUGGGCCUGAACUGGGGCCCAUACGGGGGCGGCGGCCCCGGGGCCCUGAACCUGGAUUUGCACCAAUGGAGCCCGUGGUGGAACCCGUGGUCGAGGACAAGAAGAAAAGCAGGCAGGAAAAGCUGAAGCGCUGCAUCCGCACGGCCGCCGGGAGCUGCUGGGAGGACUCCAGCCUGCUGGAGUGGGACUCAGAUGACUUCCGGAUCUUCUGCGGGGACCUGGGCAAUGAGGUGAACGACGACAUCCUGGCCCGGGCCUUCAGCCGCUACCCAUCCUUCCUCAAGGCCAAGGUGAUCCGGGACAAGCGCACCGGCAAGACCAAGGGCUACGGGUUUGUCAGCUUCAAGGACCCCAACGACUACGUCCGCGCCAUGCGCGAGAUGAACGGUAAAUACGUGGGCAGCCGCCCCAUCAAGCUGCGCAAGAGCAUGUGGAAGGAUCGCAACAUCGAUGUGGUGCGCAAGAAGCAGAAAGAGAAGAAGAAACUUGGACUGAGAUAGCCGGGGGGGAGGAUCCUGCCAGCCCGGGCCCCCGCCCUGGGGCCCCCAGCAGACGCCAGGCAGACUUGGCCCCCGCCUGCCCUGGGGGCUUUGGUGCUGGGUGGCCAGCUUCCUUGCCCCGUUCCAUCUGUCUUGUAUGACAGCUCCUGGCCCAGGGCAGAUUCCUCCAUGGACUCUCCAGUGCCCCCUUGGGUGCUGCCCGGGGGUACCGGUGCCCAUGGGGGUUGGGCGUGUGUGUAAUGCUCCCCCCAGGCCAGGGACUCCACUCUAAUAAAUGUUCUUUUUUUUUUUCUUUUGUA
Molecule: messenger RNA, 1871 nt
Organism: Caretta caretta (loggerhead turtle)
Lineage: Eukaryota; Metazoa; Chordata; Testudines; Cheloniidae
Source: RefSeq, a predicted model, not a curated record